Linum trigynum is the source of this 225-nucleotide messenger RNA. NCBI's taxonomy places the organism in Eukaryota, Viridiplantae, Streptophyta, Magnoliopsida, Malpighiales, Linaceae. The record is from the annotation of a GenBank genome assembly.
AUGGUCAACCAGUGGCUGCCGGAGAAAGAGGCGCGGAAGGAGUCGUCGGACAAGCAGGCGACGACGAAUGAAGAAGGGGAGCUGGCAGCGAAGGAAGGUGGCGGCAUCGAUCUCCUCUCUAAACUCAGGUCGCCGCCGAGGAAGAAGCUGGCGGACAGGGAGGCAAGAGAGGGCGGUGGCCCUCAGCCUCUCGCAAACCCUAAGCCAUCGUCAGGGAGGGUGUGA